This is a messenger RNA of Manihot esculenta (cassava), 2105 nucleotides long. Its product is annotated as structural maintenance of chromosomes protein 4. The coding region runs from base 72 to 1226 and encodes 384 amino acids. The transcript has 14 exons. Gene Ontology annotation, cellular component: chromosome. The record is from RefSeq and is a predicted model, not a curated record. Gene Ontology annotation, biological process: mitotic chromosome condensation. NCBI's taxonomy places the organism in Eukaryota, Viridiplantae, Streptophyta, Magnoliopsida, Malpighiales, Euphorbiaceae. Gene Ontology annotation, molecular function: protein binding; ATP binding.
UCUCUCGAACUUGAAACACUGAAUUUUGUUAUUUCUCAUUAUUCCACUUUUGCAUUGUUAAGUUACACUUUAUGAUCGCUAUUUUGGAGACAAUAUCAACAAAUAUGAUUCCAAAACUUGAGGAUGAUAUUCCAAAACUGCAAAAACUUUUGUUGGAUGAGGAGAGAGUGUUGGAGGAUAUUGUUGAGAAUUCAAAAGUUGAGACUGAAGGAUAUCGCUCUGAGCUUGUGAAGGUUCGCUCUGCAUUAGAACCGUGGGAACAACAGCUAAUUGAUCACAAGGGUAAACUUGAAGUUGCAUGUACAGAAAGCAAGCUUUUGAGUGAGAAGCAUGAAGCUAGUCGUGCAGCUUUUGAAGAUGCACACAGGCAGAUGGAUAACAUAUUAGGGAGAAUUGAAAAGACAACUGCAAACAUUGCCAAACUUCAAAAUGAUAUAGAAAAGCACAAAUUUGAAGCCUCAGAAGCGCGGAAAGUGGAACAAGAGUGCACCCAAGAACAAGAAGCAUUGAUUCCAAUAGAACAGGCUGCAAGACAGAAGGUUGCAGAACUUAAAUCAGUUGUUGAUUCUGAGAAAAGUCAGGGUUCAGUUAUGAAAGCAAUUUUGCAGGCGAAGGAAUCUAAUAAAAUUCAAGGAAUAUAUGAUCGGAUGGGAGAUUUAGAGGCAAUUGAUGCAAAAUAUGAUGUUGCAAUAUCAACAGCUUGUCCUGGACUUGAUUAUAUUGUGGUGGAGACAACUACUUUAGCUCAAGCUUGUGUUGAGCUGCUCCGAAGGGAGAAUCUUGGGGUUGCAACCUUCAUGAUAUUGGAGAAGCAAGUUGAUCUCUUACCAAAGCUGAAGGAAAAAGUACGAACUCCAGAGGGAGUUUCACGUCUUUUUGAUCUAGUUAGAGUUCAGGAUGAAAGAAUGAAGCUUACAUUCUUUGCUGCAUUGGGCAACACUGUUGUAGCAAAUGAUCUAGAUCAGGCAACAAGAAUUGCAUAUGGUGGCAGCACAGAUUUUCGGCGUGUGGUUACUCUUGAUGGCGCUCUUUUUGAAAAAUCUGGUACCAUGAGUGGUGGUGGAAGCAAGCCACGCGGUGGUAAAACGGGCACAUCUAUUCGAGCCACCAGUGUUUCUACAGAAGCUGUUGUCGAUGCUGAGAAGGAGCUUUCUACUAUCGUCGAUAAAUUAAAUGACAACUGGAGAUGGAAUUGGCCAAAAGUCAGAAAGAGAUUGACAGUUUAAAUUCAGAGCAUGGUUAUCUUGAAAAACAACUUGGUUCACUAGAGGCUGCAUCACGGCCAAGGAAGGACGAGCUUGACAGGCUGGAUGAGCUGAAGAAAACAAUAUCUACAGAGGAAAAGGAGAUAGAGAGACUUAUACAAGGGUCCAAAAAGCUGAGGGAUAAGGUUGGAAUCCCUUAAUGAGAAAAGGUCUGGGGUGGUGCAGAUGGUUAAAUUAGCUGAGAAAGAAAGAGAUAGCUUGGAGGAUGUGAAGAAUGAAGCGGAGGCAUAUAUGCUGAAAGAGUUGUCACUCUUGAAAUGGUAAGAGAAAGCCACAAAAUUAGCUUAUGAGGAUCCUUGUACAAAGAUGGGCGAAAUGCAAGCAAAUGUUUCUAGCUUAGAAGAAAGUUUAAAGGCUGAAAGGGCAAAGAUUCAAGAAAAUCAUAAAACAUUGAAGGAGAUUGAGGUUGUGCACAAAAAGUAUAUCAAGAGACAAGAGGAACUUGGCAAUGAUCUUCUAAAUUGUAAAGAGGAGUUUAAGGAGUUUGAAAGGCAAGAUGUUAAAUAUGGAGAGGAUUUGAAGCACAAGAAGCAAAAGAUCAAGAAACUUGAAGAUAAGCUCAAUAAGGUUGGGAAAAGAUCAGUUUUCUGGUGACUGAAUCUGAGCAUUUGUCUGAUUUUCAUCUCCUGUUACAGGACUCAUCAAAGAUUGAGCACUUAACAAAGGAGUGGGAGGAAUCAACAAAUAUGAUUCCAAAACUUGAGGAUGAUAUUCCAAAACUGCAAAAACUUUUGUUGGAUGAGGAGAGAGUGUUGGAGGAUAUUGUGCUCUCUGAAUUCAAAAUUUUCCUUAAAAAAUUGAAAAAUUAUUUAUUAUGAAAUAAUAAGGAUUAAACUAUAA